This is a messenger RNA of Drosophila innubila, 1147 nucleotides long. RefSeq lists its product as uncharacterized. The record is from RefSeq and is a predicted model, not a curated record. The coding region runs from base 86 to 1003 and encodes 305 amino acids. The transcript has a single exon. NCBI's taxonomy places the organism in Eukaryota, Metazoa, Arthropoda, Insecta, Diptera, Drosophilidae.
UUUCUCUUAAAUUUACUUUUGUUUCCAUAUUGGGAAUGCAUAAAAAAAUUAUAAAUUUAUUGGUUCCAUUGGUUAGCUGAAGCAAAUGGCGAAAAUGCUUAGGAGUCUGGGGGCGGAAUUAAAAUGUCAUUUGACAAAGAAACUCCAACCAGUCUGUUGGCCUAAAGCCAUGUUUCACAGCUCGAGUCUGAUGGCCAAGAAGCAGGAUGCUGGUGAUCCGUUGGACUGUCCAGAGACCAAGACAACAGAAUGCAAAACUUUGAAUCCACGCAAAUGCAGUCCUACCGAUCCACCCGUAAGGUCUUGCAGUGAGCAGGAUUGUCCGGAGGAGCCACGUCAGCCCUGCUGUGUGAAUACGCGGCUAUCGAAGGAUGCGUGCCAAAAAACAUCCAAGGAAGACAAGUCCAAGGCGGAGAAGUACAAGUGGGAAUCCAUGUGGGAAUCUCCGAAGAACAAAAGUGAUUCAAAGGCUUUAAUGUGGGACUAUCCGCACGAGUGCUGUCCCAAGUGCGAUGACGUCCGCUUCGAUGUUCUGUACUAUCGGCCCUCGAGCAAGUACCGCCAGUUCCAGAGGACAUGGUGGGAGUGCUGUCCGCGGAUGGUGCCCAAACGGGUGUGCUCCUACUGUGAUGCCAUUCCACCAGAGGUGACAAGACGCUGCCUGCCACUUUGUCCACGCAGUGCCUGCAAUCAGGGGCAUGAAAAGCAGCGUGUCGACUGCCUCAACGCAAAGGCAAAGGACUGCAUGCGUGUGACCAUGCCCUGCUGUCGAGCGGCACGCGUACCGCCCCGCUGCCACCGUGUUCACCGACCCACAAACUGCGUGAAACCCAAGUGUCCCUACCCCAGCUACUCUGAAUGCCUGCAAAUGGAUCCGGCUGUUAUUCCCGAUCGUCCACCCGAAUGUCGCUGCCUCAACAUCUUGACCAAAUGCGACUCCGUCCGAGUCAGAGCAAAGAUGACCACCGAUCAAUUGCGAUUAUGUCCAUGCCCCAAAUGCUAACAAAUCCUUAUAAACUGUAGGGCGUAUACUGCAGACCGUUGCAGCAUACACAAAACAGUUUAAAACGAUUUGUUCUUUGCCAUUCCAACCCAUUUGUUGACACCAAUGUCUUCAGCAAGGAACCAAUAAAUAGUUCAGCAAAAU